This is a messenger RNA of Triticum urartu, 1460 nucleotides long. Lineage: Eukaryota; Viridiplantae; Streptophyta; Magnoliopsida; Poales; Poaceae. The record is from RefSeq and is a predicted model, not a curated record.
GAUGGAGAUGAAGAGCCUAAAGUUGCAACGUGUGAAGUCACUGGAUCUCAGUCCGCUCCUCCCCUGCUGCUCGGUCAACUCGCCGCCGCCCCUCUUCAACCUCGCCGCCGCCAGAGGUAGCACGACGUCGCCGCCGUGAGAGGCACAGUUGACACCAAUCCAAUCGUGUGCAAAUUCCCUUGGUCGGGGCGUCAGACGAGGGCACACACACUCUGCAAGUGCCACCCCGAACCACUGAACCGCAAGCAGCGACAGCGCUGGCGACUGAGGGGAGGAGGGGCUGCUGACAGUGGGAUCGAGCGAUGGCAGCUGUCCGGCGGCAGGCGGCGGCGAAGCGGGGCGGAGGUGGCGCGGCCGGAAAGAGCGCAUGGCUGGCGGCUGACGGGAGCAAGAGGUGGGGGGAGAAGUUCCUCCUGCUAUACACGCCCUUCUGGCUCACGCUCUGCCUCGGCGUCGUCGUCCCAUUCAAGCUCUACGAGAGUUUCACAGAGCUGGAAUAUUUGGUUGUUGGAUUGGUGUCAACCGUGCCUGCUUUUGUCAUCCCUCUGCUCAUCGUAGGAAAGGCAGAUAGUAUUAGAAGUUUAAAAGAUCGUUACUGGGUCAAGGCUAAUGUUUGGAUUAUAAUUUUCAGUUAUGUCGGUAACUACUUUUGGACACAUUACUUUUUUACAGUUCUUGGCGCAUCCUAUACUUUUCCUUCAUGGAGGAUGAAUAAUGUACCCCAUACAACAUUUCUCCUAACUCAUGCCUGCUUCUUGUUUUAUCACAUGGCAUCGAAUAUGACACUUCGUAGAUUACGUCACUCUACAGCCCACCUGCCACAGUCUAUUCGGUGGUUGUUUGAAGCCGCAUGGAUUUUAGCACUCUCAUACUUCAUUGCAUACUUGGAGACCCUAGCCAUAGCAAAUUUUCCAUAUUACGAAUUCGUCGAUCGGGACAUAAUGUACAAAGUCGGAUCAUUGUUUUAUGCAAUAUACUUCCUCGUCAGCUUUCCGAUGUUUUCAAGGAUCGACGAAAAAGCAGAGAAGUGGGCCCUUUCCAGGGUUGCCGUCGACGCUCUGGGUGCAGCGAUGCUUGUCACGAUAAUACUUGACUUAUGGCGCAUAUUUCUGGGGCCAAUCGUGCCCAUCCCUGAAUCAAGACGGUGCGGCCAGCCGGGGCUAGCAUGGUUUCAUCCGCAGAACGAAAGCGUCUAGUUCAGGAACGAUGUGGAUUCUUCUGUACCGUUGACCCUCCGCCAGUGCCGGUGUUUGUCAGGAAUCAAUAAUGUUCUCCUCUCCAUUGGAGGGAUGAAAAUUGCACCGUCAAGGCGUGUUCUUGCUGAUUAAUGGACCGAUUUCUUGUCUGCGUGUUGUAUUUGUUUCGUGCAAAUAGAGAACUGGUAAUUUGUAAGUUCAGCCUGAUCUUAGAAACCAUCUUGAGUACGGUGGAGGCAAUGAAAAUUUGAUGUCAACCAGAAA